UGUUUGGCUGUCAGCUGUUAUGUUUUAAUGGUUGAAUUUUGAAAAUGAUCGGGGCCCCAAUAGUUUCUUUGCUGAAUGAUUUACCAGGAUUGGACAAUGUAAGCAACGAGCAGCGGGAAGAUGGCGUUGAUAAGCUGACUUCUAUAAAAAGUGCACUGCAUGUUAUGAAAAAUAAUGAAAUAAAGAGGCAGCUUGACAAGUGUCCGGAAAAGUUGAACAUUAUUCUGAAUUAUCUGCUUUCACCUGCAGCUACAAGAGAAGAAGUCGAUGUUUGUAUCGAUAUCCUCUCAACUUGUGUCGAAGCGUUGGACGGAAACUCACUUUGUUUGGCAUUCAAAGGGAGUCUCUCUUCCGGUCUGCUUUCCGAAAACGACGACGUGACUUUAUUAUGCAUUAAAACGAUUAGCAACAUCCUUUCUCGUGGAACGCGCGAGUCCUUCACUUUGUUCGCGGAAAAGGAAAUACUUUCUGCAAUUGUCGGAUGCAUCGUCAGACCUCUUGAAGUGGCCAACAAAAGUGCAAAAGUUCUCAUUGUGAUGCUGACAAACCAUGAGAUGAUGACAUCUGCCAACAUGUGGAAUUUUGUUGCAAAUGAACUUUCGAAAUUUUUGCAAGACGAUGUAAUAAAAAUCAGAAUUCAAGAAUUAUUAGUGGAGUGCUGUUGUCAGAGUGAGGCCUCCUUUAGAGCCAUAUCCUCUUGGGAAAUGUUCGAUGAGAUCAUAGCCGACUCAGUCUCAGAUGACAUUCUAGUCCAGCUGAACACAUUCAUGGUGCUUUCUAGUUUGGCUUCGUGUGAGCAUGGCUUCGAGUAUUUGCAACAGAAGAAUAUUUUCAAGAAGUUCUCAGAGUUGCUUGUUAACGUAGACAGUCAUCCCUUCUCAAAUCUUCUCCUCCCGGGACUCCUGAAAUUUUUCGGCGGUGUUUGCCAGCAUAAACCAGACCAGGUGCUUUCUCAACAUCCGGAGUUUCUGACUAAGUUGUUCACCCAAAUGACCUUGGGAGAUACUUUGUCUUUGGAAACGGUGGCUUUUAUUGCACGAGGAGCAAAUGGCAAACGAAUCCUCAACUCUGAAAAAGAGAAAUUCAUCUCAAUAUGCUUGCAUCUAGCUGGUAGUUUAUGUCACUCGACCGAUACAAACCAGAGAGUGAAUGGACUAUUAGUGGCCGCUGAUCUGUUCCACGUAGAGCCAGACAGUAGCGACAACAACGAGAUAUCCUCCAUCCUCAAGGAAUGGUGGAUGAACCUUGGUUUGACCUGGAACUACCUGCUGGAACAACUCCAUAAACCGUUCGAAGAUGUCCAGAUUGCGACUCACAAUCUUCUGGCUAAUUUGCUACCAUAUCAUGACUGGGUGCUGCAAAGUUUCAAUAAUUCGGCCGGGUUCAUAGAGUACCUUCUCGGAAGACAAUCGGCGAUCGGACGUGGUGUGUGUUUGAGCAAGUAUGAACUGGUAUGUCGAUUGUCGGAUAGUUCGAAGGCCAGAGAAGUUCUGGGCGACCGAGUGUACGUGAAACUGCAGGCAUACAGAGCCAAUGGGCCCUACUAUGCUGGCGUCCAGGACCCACAGGUGGCAGUGGAACGAGAUUAAAAACUGACAUUAAAACUUUCAAACUCAGCGAAAACGCAUCAUGUCCAUCAUAAAAAUUAAAUUUGUAGAAAUUCAUUUUCGAUGAAGUAUAUGGAUAAUGUUACAAAUAUAAAGGGCUCUUAAAUCAGAAAACCCAGUUGAGCUAACAUGAGUGAUGACUUGCAACAGUUAAUAGCGCUUAAGGUGAUAUGUUAUGUCGUUACUCCGAACUAUGGCGUAGGGCGUUUUUUCCAGCGGAUUUAUAUUACCGGAAAUAAAGCUCGUAGGGGUCAAAUGUAG
Symsagittifera roscoffensis is the source of this 1868-nucleotide messenger RNA. Its product is annotated as 26S proteasome non-ATPase regulatory subunit 5-like. Gene Ontology annotation, biological process: proteasome assembly. Bases 45 to 1589 code for a protein of 514 amino acids. The transcript has 7 exons. Gene Ontology annotation, cellular component: cytosol. Lineage: Eukaryota; Metazoa; Xenacoelomorpha; Acoela; Convolutidae. The record is from RefSeq and is a predicted model, not a curated record.